AUGGCUCAAAAAGAAUAUAAAAAACUUUACAAAGAAAUUGAGGUCAUUGGCAGAGGCAAUUUCGGCUCAGCAACAUUAGUUGAAAAAUUAGACAAUAAAAAGUAAUAUAUAGCAAAGAAAAUAGUUCUUAGUAGUUUAAACCCUAAGUAAUAAGAUAGUGCUCUUCAAGAAGCAUAGUUGUUGAAGGAUUUAAAUCAUAAAAAUAUAGUCUCAUAUAUAGAAAGCUUUAAAGAAGAAGACUUAUUAAUAAUUAUCAUGGAGUAUUGCGAGCAUGGAGAUUUAGCGUUUCAUAUUAAGAGAAAGAAACAAAAGAAAGAGUAUUUUCCUGAAAUGUUAAUCGUUAACUGGUUCUAUGAACUAGCACUUUCUAUAAAAUAUAUACACGAAAAAAAGAUUUUGCAUAGAGACAUCAAAACUUCAAAUAUUUUUAUUACCAGAGACGGUACUAUUAAAAUUGGCGAUUUUGGUAUAUCUAAAGUGUUAGAAAACACCACUUCAGUGGCAAAUACAGUGGUAGGCACUCCUUACUACAUGAGUCCAGAAGUUUGUGAAAGCAAACCUUAUACUUAUAAAUCUGAUAUUUGGGCUUUAGGCUGCGUUUUAUACGAGCUCUGUGCUCUCGAGCAUGCAUUUGAAUCUAAUAACCUCUUAGGACUUAUAUUUAAAAUUGUUUAACAAAAUAUAUCUGACAUUCCUAGUUUCUAUUCGAAAGAGCUUAAUGAUUUAAUUCACAAGCUUUUAAAUAAAAAUGAGCAGGAGAGACCAGUUAUCAAUGAUAUACUUAAUGACAUAAGCACUUAAAAACUCUUUAAAUAAUAUUUAGAAGUAAGAGUAGAUCCUUCACAGGUAAAAUAAGAUCAGCAAAUAAGCCACUCAAAAAGGUCCUCAAACAAUCACCAUCAUCACUAAGGCCUUUCGAACGUCAAUGACGGGAAAGGUAACAGUACAAAUAAAGAAAACAAUGCACAAAACUAAUUUAUAAUUACAGAUAAAACUAACAUUCCAAAAACUAACAUGUAAGAUGGUACUACUUCUAUAUAGACUGUAGAUAGUUAAAUAUAUUAAAUAAAUAACUAACAGCUUUAGAAUGCUUAAAAUCAACAUCACCAUGAACAUAAAGAAGAACCAGAAUAUAAAAUAAAGGCUAAGAUUAUAAAAAGAAACGUUUACACUCCUGAUACACUGACUAAAAACAAUAGUGAGCGCCCUAGUUCAUAAAUUUCUAAUAGCAAUACACAUGCUCAUUUAAAAUAAGUUGGUAAUAGUAAUAAUACUAGUAAUAACGUUAGCAACAAUGUAAACAGUAAUGCCAAUACUAAUUAUACAAGCAACAAUAAUAUUGCAAUUAGUAAUAAUACGAAUAACAAUGAUUUUAAGGAUGGGACUCAUGAUGAAUAUUACCAUGAUGAAGAUCUUAAUACCUUCAAAUCUCAAAGAAAUAAAUUUGAUGAAUCAACUGCUAUCAAACAUAACAAUUUUAUAAAGUAGGAUUCUCCAGUAACAUUAUAAAAAGUUAAAUCAUAAUCUACUUUCAACCAUCAGUCUAAAUUUAAGAAAGAGGAUGGCUCUAAGCAGUUUGAUAUGUUCUCAUCUUCUAGAAAUGCACCUCAUUAACAAGCUGCUUCUCAACCUCAUAAUAUUAUGGUAAAUAGCUAAGGGAACUAAAGAAAUUAACAGUAUCAGAAUAUUUGUUAACAAAUUGCAUCUCAUGAAUAAACAUACAAUCAGCCAAGUUUUGUAAAAUAAACCCCAAAGUAGUUAGCAUAACGUAAAAAAGAAGAAAAGACUAGACUUUAAUAAGAAUAAUUAACAGAAUACACCAAAUCUUAAAUAAAAAACUCUAUGAUAUCUCGUGAGCGUUACAUUCAAAAUGUUUAUGGCGAAAAGUUUUUAUCAAAUUAAAGUGUACUUAAAUAAUAUGAAGAAAGUAUUCACAAGUAGCAAAAGAAUUUACAUUUAGAACCUAUUUAACUAAAUAAUAUGAAUAAUGCUAAGUAAUUACUCAAAAAUAACUUUAUGAGCGAUAGAAACUCGUCUCCAAUUAAUCGUCACUAAUAGACUAACUUUAUGAUGGUUGAAACUCAAUUCUAGUAAGACAUCCCAAUACCUUCUAUUAAUGGACAUAAUCAAAGAUCUCCUAAUAGCUAUAAGCAAUAGAUAGAUAAUGUAAAUAUUUAUUCUGAAAUAGACUAUCCCAUAGAGACAUCAGAGAAAUUUGCAGUAUCUACUUAAAUUAAUCGCCGAAGAAACAACAAUGGUUCCAAAAGCGAUGUAGCAUCAUUAAUUUAAGAAGAUGAUUAGUAAAAAGGCACUUAUAAUAUGAUUCAUAGAAAUGUACCAAGCUAUAAAAAUUAGUUUGCUUUCCUUAAUGGAGGUGUAUAAAAAACAUUUAAAUUUCACACAUAAUAAGACGAGCUAGCAGAAAGUGAGGUUUUAGAUUAGCAGAAUGUUUAAAAUAAAUUCAAUCUAAAUAAACAAAAAGCUAAAAUACAACAAAUGUAAUAAGAUUAAAGCACUCAUGCACAUUAAUAAGGUGGAGUUAGCUAUUCAAAUACUCAAUUUGAAUCAGAUUUAAAUUUAGAUUAAAUAAAAAACAACGAAACAAUUUAUCAAGACAUCCCUCUGCCAAAUGUUAAAAAAACAGAUAGUGAGGCAUUGUCUUCACCACAUUAAAAUAGUUUUGAGAGCUAUUUUAGUAAGGAAGAAAUUACUGAUUAAGUAUAAGAAAAUAGCAAAUAAUCAUAAAAUAAUAAAGGUUUGUAGUAUAAAAUUAAAACAAAAUAGCUCCAAUCUACCUUCAAACAUGCUAAGUAGCAAAGAUAAGAAACAUAAGAAGAUGAAUAUGAUCAAGAAUAGUUCGAAGAUUAUUUUAGUGAUGAGGAUGCAGAAAUGAAAAAACAGUUAAAAUAAGCUUAAAAUAGUAACAGCAAUAACAACAACAGUAACAAUAAUAAAGAACAAAAUAGAAAAUCAUCUAAUUAUUCAAAUAGUAGCAAUAACAACAAUAAUAAUAACAAAAAUAAUCAUUUAGAAUCAAUUGCAGAAAAUGAUUGUGAAUAAACUUAAUUUACCCCUUUGUAAUCAAUGAUUGGACAUUAGCAGGUAUUAAAUUUUCAGUAGAGCGUACGAAAAUAAUCUAAUGGAAAAUCUUAGGUCACUAACUAAGAUUCUUUAAAACAAUCUAAAAAUCUCCAACGUUAGAACUCUAGCAAUUCAAAUGAUGAUUUACCACCCUAGCGUUUGAGCAAUAAUCAAAGUAGAAACUCUCCUAAAAACGCGAAUGACAAUAGCUUUAAAAAUAAUUCAAAUCCAUAAAUGAAUUUAAAUCAAAGCAAGCUAAUUAGUCUUAGAAAGAAGUGCUAAUAAAGUCUUGGAGACCAUUUCGAUAAAGUUUAUGACAUUAUUUAAAAGUCAAACUAACAAAAUAUAAAAGAUUAAAAAAUGUUAUAGAUGCUUGUUGAUAUAGUAGGAAAAUCAAAAAUAAAUGAUUGCUUUGAGGUUGAAUAGCUUAUAUUCAUAGAAGAGGAAAUGAGAAAAAAGUGA
Molecule: messenger RNA, 3543 nt
Organism: Tetrahymena thermophila SB210
Lineage: Eukaryota; Ciliophora; Oligohymenophorea; Hymenostomatida; Tetrahymenidae
Product: Serine/Threonine kinase domain protein
Exons: 12
Biological process (GO): protein phosphorylation
Molecular function (GO): protein kinase activity; ATP binding
Source: RefSeq, a predicted model, not a curated record